GGCUUCCAUUCUGAAUCUCAUUCCGCGCCCGCGCCCGCGCCACUCCGCUACACUCGUCGGUCGUCGCUCGACAUAAACACGACGCUUCCUCGCUCGCUGGACAAAAAUGUGUUACGGGCCAUUAGUGCACUAAGUUUCUAGUGACAGUGUUCGUGUUAUAACACCUAGAACCUUUUGUUUUUUCGCUUCCUCCAAGGACAUAUUAUAAAGGAUGAUGGCUCCCGAGACAGUUGUGACCGUAGACCCCAACAAGCCUUCUCCGCAGCAAGCGCAGCCGCCGCAGCAGCAGGGCGGACCGCUAGACUGGAUCAAAAUUAACAUAGAUUAUUUUAAAGCACCGCCAGGAUUAUUAAAGAUCGUACAAUUGAUCAUAGGUAUCCUGUGCAUGGCGCUGGGUUCACCAUGGGCGUCCGCGUGGUUCGUCUUCGUUGCCGUCACCUCCUUCAUCACAACACUCAUGUGGAGCUUUGUAUACUUACUCAGCAUCAGAGAAGCAUUAAAACUACCCAUCAAUUGGGUCUUAUCUGAAUUGAUCAGCACGAGUUUGGAGACGUUCUUCUAUCUGAUCGCAUUUAUAGUAAUGUUUACGACGGUGACCGGACACUAUGCGAGCAAUGUUGCCGCCGCUGUAUUUGGUAUGUUCAACACAUUGGCGUAUGCUGCCAGUUCCUUCUUGCUGUUCAAGGAGCACAAAGCCAGCGUGGCGGCUGCCUCGUGAAAUUUAUUCUCUUGCGCAGGCGCAUUAUUUUGAAAAAUAUUUUGUUGUCUUUUCAUUAAAUUCACUUCACUGAAACCUCUUAGGGUUUUCUAUUUGUACAGAAUUUAUAGUAAAAAUUUUGAAGGUCUAAAUUCACGAUUCCAUAGAAAGAUUUUUUCUCUUUGCAUUGCAUUUUUAUACACUAACUUAAAGGCUAGAAACACUUAUGUAUUACUUGAUAUAAAGGCACUAUGUUAAAUUAUUGUUUCGAUUUUUAAAGACUAUGUAACAAUAAAUAAGGCCAUAGAUUUUGUACCUACUUUUGUUAAGAAAGUAUAUAGAGUUUAAUACGGUUUAUCAUUUUCUAUUUAUUAUUUUUAAUGUGUUCAUUUUGACUGUGUUGACAUUAUGACUCUGUUAUAGCCGUAGUUCGAUAUAUAUGUGUAUUUUACAAUAAAAAUAUGUUAAAAAAUGACUAAAUAUAUAAAACAAAAUUAAUAUAUAAUGCACAUAUUUUCUAUUUAUAAAGUGACACGUUAUUCGUGGUUUAAUAUUUAAAACUUAUAUAUUUAGCUUAGCUAGUCUUAAUAAGGGUUCACAAAAUAAUAUAUUUUUAUUAUAUUUUCUAUCGUAUAACUAAAAUCAAAAUCAAUGUAAUCGAUCAUAUACUGUGGUUGUGAGGGUUUUUUUAAAUCAGAAAUAGCAAAACAUCCGUUGAAUUGUACCGCAGAAACAUUCAAAAAUAUAGUUGUCUCUGUUCUUUCAAAGAGGAUGAGCGGGAUGGAAAUGUUUUUAAAUCCAUAGGUAACAUAUACCUAAUCCGGAGCACAAAAGUGGGAUAAAAAAAAUAGUCCUCUAGAGGUCAUUUUUCCUCAGCCUCAGUGUUGUUAUCUUAACACGUUAGUUGCCAUGUCGGACUAUAUGUCCGACAAGCUAAUGUUUUAAGCAGGCCGUGUCGGACUAUAUGACCGACAAGCCAUACUUCCAUUCAACACCUCGCUGUGGCUUGGCGGACGCUUUUUAAUCGAAUUGUUGUAUACAGCGUGGCCCGCAAUGCCCCAUAAAGCUUAUAAACACCAGGUCAAUUUUGUUCGUUUUUCGAAAAAUCAUUCCGGCAGCUAACGUGUUAAAGUAGUAAAUCUAUGGGAAACUUAUGUAGUUAACUUAUUACUGUUUAUUUAUGUAUUUUAAGUUUAGAUUGGUUGAGGUGCAUACCUACAGGUGUUGUAUGAAAUUUACACAAAAUCUAAACAGUACUGUGAAAGAAACUCGAACAAAAAUUUAGUGAUUCAUUCGAUUACGUUUCAAAGCUGUAUACAUCGUUUUAUUACACUUACGUGUUAAUAUUUGAUACCUAAGUUAAACGCCCAAUAGUUAAUUUAACUAAUUUGUAAAAAGUAAAUAAAGUUUAUUUUAACAU
Papilio xuthus (Asian swallowtail) is the source of this 2117-nucleotide messenger RNA. NCBI's taxonomy places the organism in Eukaryota, Metazoa, Arthropoda, Insecta, Lepidoptera, Papilionidae. The record is from RefSeq and is a predicted model, not a curated record.